UGCUGUUUUACUAAUAUAUUGGGGAAUGAAGAAAAGAAAGAUGCUCAAACUGAAAGAGAAGUUCUUCGAACAAAAUGGGGGAUUAAUGUUACAGCAACAUUUGUCAAGUGGUAGCCAAUCUCAAGAGACGACAAAAAUCUUUAGUGCAGAAGAAUUAAAAAGAGCCACAGACAAUUUCCAUGAAAGUAGAGUUCUGGGCCAAGGAGGCUAUGGAAUAGUGUAUAAAGGGAUAUUGCCAUCUGAUAACAAGGUGGUUGCCAUUAAGAAGUCCAAAUUCGGUGCUGAAAAAUGUAACGAACAAUUCAUCAAUGAGGUAAUUUUGCUUUUGCAAAUAAACCAUAGAAAUGUGGUUAAGCUCUUAGGUUGUUGUUUGGAGACAGAUGUUCCUUUACUAGUUUAUGAGUACGUAGAAAAUGGGACUCUUUUCGAACAUAUCCACAACAAAGAGCCUGAGAUCUGCUCCUUGGUAAUUCCCUCUAGGAUUUUCUGCAUCAGAUCUCCACUUUCAUCGGAGUUGAGAUUGAAGAUAGCAACUGAAGCUGCAAGUGCAUUAGCAUAUCUCCACUCUGCGACUUCUACGCCUAUUAUACACAGAGAUGUCAAAACUGGAAACAUACUCCUUGACAAAAAGUACACAGCAAAAGUUUCAGACUUUGGAGCAUCAAGGUUGAUUCCUCUCGAUCAAAAUCUCCUUACAACCGUUGUACAAGGAACAUUUGGGUACUUAGAUCCGGAGUAUAUGCAUACAAGCCAUCUAACAGAAAAGAGUGAUGUCUAUAGCUUUGGAGUUGUUCUGGCGGAGCUGCUAACCGGCAGGAAGGUGAUGUCAUUUGAUAGACCCGAGAAUGAAAGAAACCUGGCAUUGUUCUUUGUUUCUUCAAUGAAAGAGGAUAGGUUAUUAGAGAUUCUCGACAAUGACAUAAUCACCGAGGGAAAUACAGAGGCAUUCAAGAACAUUGCCAAUCUUGCAGAAAGAUGUUUACGGAUAAAAAGUGAGGAAAGACCUAGCAUGAAGGAAGUAGCAAUGGAACUAGAAGGACAGAGAGCCAUGGUAAUGCAGCAAUUGGGACAAGGUGUUCAUAUGGUUUCACAAAAAACUAAAAACUUGCCUACCAAGGAACCUUCUGACCCCUAUGCUAUCGACAUUAGUGGACCAUUGAGUUCCCAGUAGAUGAUCAUAGUUAAUUAAGCAGACUAGCCAAGGUGGCUUCUUCUGAGAAAAGGAGCCAAGCGGUCUAGCUGAGCUGGCAACACUUUUUUUCUCAGUUGACACGUGGCAAAAGUCGAGUGGCUUAGCACUAGUGGUUGUUACUAUAUUUGGAAUUUAGUUACUUUGUUAGAAGUACUUUUGAGUGGGUAUUGAAACAGAGUCAGUUUUGCAGCUUUAUAUUUUCAAACUUGUGUCUCUCUUUAAUCAGUUUGCAAAUGAUUUCAAAGUGUGAUUGUUUUGUUUU
Messenger RNA from Ziziphus jujuba (common jujube), 1454 nucleotides. RefSeq names its product wall-associated receptor kinase 5-like. Bases 26 to 1171 code for a protein of 381 amino acids. Lineage: Eukaryota; Viridiplantae; Streptophyta; Magnoliopsida; Rosales; Rhamnaceae. Gene Ontology annotation, biological process: protein phosphorylation; cell surface receptor signaling pathway. Gene Ontology annotation, cellular component: plasma membrane. The transcript has 2 exons. The record is from RefSeq and is a predicted model, not a curated record. Gene Ontology annotation, molecular function: ATP binding; protein serine/threonine kinase activity.